UCGAGGACCGGUCCUGGGACCCGGAUUGGCCAUGAGUUUUAGAUGAGGAGCCAUGGGCUGUCAGGCUGGAAAGUCCUUGGCAUGCCUGCACAGCAAAGAUGAGGAGGCCAUCGGGGUAGUCCAUCUGGACCUACCCCGCCGAGUCCAUGUCCACUGACACGGGUGAUGCGGUACUGGAAGAGUUUGAACAAGUGCCGGAAGAGGAUUUGGUGAUUCGACCUGUCUCUGAAGAUGUUGGACCUUGCGUAGUGGGAUUUCCGGUGUCGACCGUCGCGGAGCCGGUCACCGUGCGAGUGAAAGAUGCCUCCAGCGUUGUGAAUGCCGUCCCCGAUAUCCCAAGAAGGACAAAUUGUGGCCGAUGUGCCCAAUGCUGCGUAAGUGUUGACUGUUCAUAGCUGUGGAUGUUUCCCAGUUUUGUGGCUCUCUUGGUGACGGCCUAUCCAACUUGGUAUCUCCGUGUACAUGGGCAACAUCGUGGCCUUGACCAACACAGCGAUAGUGUGCGAUAGUGAGACCUGUGUGUGGUCUUAGUUUAGUCAGAAAUGCACAGAAAAUCUAGGGUAAUUCAAAAAUUUAUCAGGGUUGGUGCCUGGCAACUGGACACCAUUGAG
Cladocopium goreaui is the source of this 611-nucleotide messenger RNA. The record is from the annotation of a GenBank genome assembly. NCBI's taxonomy places the organism in Eukaryota, Dinophyceae, Suessiales, Symbiodiniaceae.